This is a messenger RNA of Ambispora gerdemannii, 642 nucleotides long. Lineage: Eukaryota; Fungi; Glomeromycota; Glomeromycetes; Archaeosporales; Ambisporaceae. The record is from the annotation of a GenBank genome assembly.
AUGGUUAUUUCCGGAGCCAGUAUUAUCACUAUCAGAGUCAUUAAACACUAUAUUGGCAACAGUUUCUCGGUUAUCAUUAAAGGAUCAGAUUUUGUUGCUAGCGCUAGAAUCAAUUCUCGAAUUAAAGUCGAUUCUGAGAAUCGAUCCCUAUCCCUACAACUUGGUAACUGUUAUGAAAAUGGCAUUAGUGGAGGCAAACUUGCUCGUGAACACGGAAUAGUAGAAGACUUUAAAACAAUCAUUUUAUCAGAUGAGUCUACUUAUACACGGUUUCAAACUAAAGGUUUUGGACGUGUGUGGUGUGAACCUUCAGAAGAAUUAGUGUUAGUCGCAUGUUCUGGAAAAGAUAACGCACCUGUUCACACCGUGAAAUCUGCUCGUUCUUUCCUUGCCUCCUUGAAUGUAGAAGUUCCCCCCUGGCCAGCUCAAAUUCCUGACCUUAAUCAUAUGGAAAAUAUUUGGUCAUUUAUUGAGAUUAAAAUUCGUCAACGUGAUCCACCCUCAAAUAUUGCGCAAUUGGAAAGGUGGGUUAAAGAGGAAUGGGAUGUAAUACUGGUGAAUUAUUACCGUAAUUUAAUUAAAUCUAUGCCACAACGGGUUCAAGCUGUUAUUGCAGCGAAUGGGAGUCAGACGAAGUACUAA